Messenger RNA from Penaeus indicus, 918 nucleotides. Its product is annotated as cuticle protein-like. Gene Ontology annotation, cellular component: extracellular matrix. The record is from RefSeq and is a predicted model, not a curated record. Lineage: Eukaryota; Metazoa; Arthropoda; Malacostraca; Decapoda; Penaeidae. The transcript has 3 exons. Bases 1 to 855 code for a protein of 284 amino acids.
AUGACCUUCAAACGCAAAAUUCAGACAUGCACUUAUGUAACAUCUGAGUGGAAAACUCAGACACAUGCGGAUCAAGGCAGUCUUGUAUUUGCACUGGCCGCCCUUGUGGUCGUUGCCAUCGCUCGUCCAGAUAGCCCGCCUAGAUAUGGCUACUCUGCUCCAACACCCUCUUACGCACCCGCCAAGUACGACUUCAACUACGCUGUCAAUGAUCCAGCAUCAGGCAACGAUUUCGGACAUGAGGAAGCCCGUGAUGGAGACAACACACAGGGAUCCUACUAUGUCCUUCUUCCUGACGGUCGCCUGCAGAGGGUCACCUACAAUGUGAACGGAGAUUCCGGUUACGUGGCAGAUGUCACCUACGAGGGAGAAGCUCAGUACCCCCAGCCCAAAGGCCUCCUAUGGUCCUCCUCAGCCAUCCUACAAGCCGCCCACUCCUUCCUAUGCUUAAAAAACAGAACUAAGGAUAUUUAUCGAACUCAUGUUUUUGUAUUUGCACUGGCCGCCCUUGUGGUCGUCGCCAUCGCUCGUCCAGAUAGCCCGCCUAGAUAUGGCUACUCUGCUCCAACACCCUCUUAUGCACCUGCUAAGUACGACUUCAACUACGCUGUCAGUGAUCCAGCAUCAGGCAACGACUUCGGACAUGAGGAAGCCCGUGAUGGAGACAACACACAGGGAUCCUACUAUGUCCUUCUUCCUGACGGUCGUCUGCAGAGGGUCACCUACAAUGUGAACGGAGAUUCCGGUUACGUGGCAGAUGUCACCUACGAGGGAGAAGCUCAGUACCCCAGCCCAAAGGCCUCCUAUGGUCCUCCUCAGCCAUCCUACAAGCCGCCCACUCCUUCCUAUGCUUAAAAAACAGAACUAAGGAUAUUUAUCGAACUCAUGUUUUUGUAAAUACUAGAUAUUAAAAUAGCA